AUGCGCGAGGCAAUCGCUCCUGCACCACCUUCCACGCACCCGGCGCUGCGCCACUGCGUCGCGCUCCUCCGCCUCCACCUGCAGUCUCCCUCCGUCUCUGCCGCCAAGCAGAUCCACGCGCGCGCGCUCCGUGCGGCUGGCGUGCCCCUCUCCCACCCUCUCCUCGCCAAGCACCUCCUCUUCCACCUAGCUUCUCUCCGCGCCGGCGCUCCCCCGCUCCUCUACGCCGUUGCCGUCCUCUCCCGCCUCCUCCCCGACCCGGACCCUUUCUCCCUCAACACCGUCCUCCGCAUCGCCGCGUCCUCGGCGCGCCCACGCCUCGCGCUCGCGCUCCACCGCCGCCGCCUCGCGCCGCCCGACACGCACACCUACCCGCCGCUCCUCCAGGCCUGCACACGCCUCCUUGCCCUUCGCGAAGGCGAAAGCCUCCACGCCGAGGCCGCCAAGAACGGCCUGGUGGCGCUCGUCUUCGUCAAGAACUCGCUCGUCCACCACUAUGGCGCGUGCGGCCUCUUUGAGAGCGCCCACAGGGUGUUCGACGAAAUACCGGUGCUGGAGCGGAACCUCGUCUCAUGGAACUCCGUCAUGAACGGGUUCGCGGCCAAUGGGAGGCCCAACGAGGUACUGACAAUCUUCCGGGAGACGUUCGAGGUGGACCUCAUGCCGGAUGGAUUCACCAUUGUGAGUGUUUUGAAUGCGUGUGCGGAGAUCGGGGCGUUUGCUCUCGGGAGGAGGGUGCAUGUGUUCACGUCGAAGGUUGGGUUAGUAGGGAACAGACAUGUUGGGAACGCGCUGAUUGACCUGUAUGCCAAGUGCGGCGGAGUUGAGGAUGCAAGGAAGGUGUUUGAGGAGAUGGGGGUGGGAAGGACCGUCGUCUCAUGGACGUCACUGAUCGUGGGUUUGGCAGGGAAUGGGUUUGGGAAGGAUGCACUCGAGCUGUUUGGUCUGAUGGAGGGGGAGAAGCUUAUCCCUACUGAUAUCACUAUGGUGGGAGUGCUGUAUGCUUGUAGCCACUGCGGGUGGGUCGACGAUGGGUUUCGAUAUUUCAAUGAGAUGAAGGACAAGUACGGCAUAGCACCAAAGAUUGAACAUCUUGGAUGUAUGGUGGAUCUGCUGGGGAGAGCUGGAAGAGUUGAGGAAGCACACAAUUAUAUCAGCACGAUGCCACUGGAGCCCAAUGCUGUUGUGUGGCGGACAUUGCUAGGUGCUUGUGCUAUGCACAAGAAGCUGGAACUUGGGGAGGCUGCUUGGGCCCGGCUGGUUGAGCUUGACCCUGGGCACAGCGGCGACUAUGUCCUCCUCUCAAAUCUGUAUGCUGCUGUUGGGAGGUGGGCAGAUGUCCAUGUCCUUAGGAAGACAAUGGUCACGCGUGGAGUGAGGAAAAACCCAGGGCAUAGCCUUGUGGAGCUCCGCAACUCGGUCUAUGAGUUUGUUAUGGGCGAUAGAUCACAUCCUGAGAGUGAUCAGAUAUACCAAAUGCUUGCCGAGAUAGCAGAGAGAUUGAGGCGCCAAGGUUACGACCCCCGCACAAGCAAUGUAUUGGCAGAUAUAGAGGAGGAAGAGAAAGAGGCUGCAUUAAACUACCAUAGCGAGAGGCUGGCCAUUGCCUUUGCCUUGCUGAAGUGUCUUCCUGGUACUCCUAUCAGGAUAGUGAAGAACUUGAGGGUGUGUGGAGACUGCCAUUUGGUAAUUAAGCUAAUAUCUAAGGUAUAUGACCAUGAAAUCAUUGUUAGGGAUCGCAGUAGGUUCCACCAUUUCAAAGGUGGAGAAUGCUCAUGUAAAGAUUAUUGGUAG
Molecule: messenger RNA, 1794 nt
Organism: Triticum turgidum subsp. durum (durum wheat)
Lineage: Eukaryota; Viridiplantae; Streptophyta; Magnoliopsida; Poales; Poaceae
Source: the annotation of a GenBank genome assembly